Girardinichthys multiradiatus is the source of this 583-nucleotide messenger RNA. RefSeq names its product ATP synthase inhibitory factor subunit 1a (gene atp5if1a). The record is from RefSeq and is a predicted model, not a curated record. NCBI's taxonomy places the organism in Eukaryota, Metazoa, Chordata, Actinopteri, Cyprinodontiformes, Goodeidae. Bases 103 to 429 code for a protein of 108 amino acids. Gene Ontology annotation, cellular component: mitochondrion. Gene Ontology annotation, molecular function: ATPase inhibitor activity. The transcript has 3 exons. Gene Ontology annotation, biological process: negative regulation of ATP-dependent activity.
GAGGUUUACUUAAAUUUCCGCUUUUUUGACCUGAAGUUGUUGCAUUAAAGGGGACACGGGUUCCGCGUCCUUUUAAGAAGCAAAUAACAUAUCUGACAGGUAAUGGCGCGACUGUUUCUGAGGGGAAGCCUGCAGAGGUGCAUAGCCACCCAGAUCAGGAUGUCAUCUGACCAGCUUGGUGAGCUGGGCAAAGGAGCAGGGAAAGGUGGAGGUGGUGGGGGAUAUGUGAGGUCGGCAGGAGGUGCGUUUGGAAAGCGGGAAGCUGCAGAAGAGGAGCGGUACUUCAGGCAGAGGGAGAGAGAGCAGUUGGAGGCUCUGAGGAAGCACCACACAGAGGAGAUUGAGCACCACAAGAAGGAGGUUGAACGCCUACAAAGAGAGAUUGACCGCCACAAGGGCAAAAUUAGAAAGCUGUCACAUGACGAUUGAGGCAGAGAAGCCUACUGUCAUUUAUUACCUGAGUGCAACUACUCGUUGAGUAUCACUUGUUUCCUCUGCUGGUCAAGGCAGAUUCUGUGGUCAUUAGAUGUUGUACUGACCCGAUUGUAAGGGCUGAAACAAUAAAGUGAUUCAUCUUCCAGAA